Messenger RNA from Xyrauchen texanus (razorback sucker), 3876 nucleotides. RefSeq names its product beta-1,3-galactosyltransferase 1-like. The record is from RefSeq and is a predicted model, not a curated record. Lineage: Eukaryota; Metazoa; Chordata; Actinopteri; Cypriniformes; Catostomidae. Bases 164 to 1723 code for a protein of 519 amino acids. The transcript is spliced from 2 exons. Gene Ontology annotation, molecular function: N-acetyl-beta-D-glucosaminide beta-(1,3)-galactosyltransferase activity. Gene Ontology annotation, cellular component: membrane.
CGUUAAGGAUGUUGGAUACGUGAUUCAGUAUCAUAAAGACACAACAGGAGUACGAAACGCACCCUUUACCCAUCACAAACGCGCUUAAUUGUGGAGCAGGUGGACAGGUGUAUCCUUCUUCCAUUACAACAGUCGGAGUUUGAUUUGUACCUCAUUCAGACUGAUGUCCAAUAAGAAAUGGCUACUGAUGUGUUUCCUGGCUCUAGGAACUGCUUUUCUGCUGUAUAUCACUUAUACACCUACGACAAGAAAAUGGGAAAAGGUGGUGGUGGUGGAGAAGGAACCAGGAAUGUACUCUGUUAUGGAAGUUCCCAAGAAGAACCCUGUUGAGGAAGGACAACAUAAUGACCCUGUUCAUAAUAAAACAGGAAAUAACCCUACUAAGGAUGUACCCAGUAAGAACCCUGAUGAGGAAGGACAACAUAAUGACCCUGUUCAUAAUAAAACAGGAAAUAACCCUACUAAGGAUGUACCCAGUAAGAACCCUGAUGAGGAAGGACAGCAUAAUGACCCUGUUCAUAAUAAAACAGGAAAUAACCCUAUUAAGGAUGUACCCAGUAAGAACCCUGAUGAGGAAGGACAGCAUAAUGACCCUGUUCAUAAUAAAACAGGAAAUAACCCUACUAAGGAUGUACCCAGUAAGAACCCUGAUGAGGAAGGACAGCAUAAUGACCCUGUUCAUAAUAAAACAGGAAAUAACCCUACUAAGGAUGUACCCAGUAAGAACCCUGAUGAGGAAGGACAGCAUAAUGACCCUGUUCAUAAUAAAACAGGAAAUAACCCUAUUAAGGAUGGACCCAGUAAGAACCCUGUUCAGAAAGAACCAGAACUGCACCCUGAUGAGGAAGGGCAAAGUAGGAACCCUGUUGAGGAAGAACCAGAUAUGUACCAUGUUGCUUACCCACGAAAAUACAAAUUCAUCCUUGACCAACCACAGAAGUGUCAACAGCAAAAUCCCUUUGUGGUUGUUAUUGUCCCUGUUCCUCCUCAGAGCGUUGAGGAACGCAAUGCUAUCAGGACAACAUGGGGUGGAGAAAAGAGUUUUGACAACAAAGUGGUGCUGGUUCUGUUUCUGCUGGGCUCACAUAGUGAAGCUGGUCAAGAGACAUUGCAGGACCAACUCCAGAAUGAAAGCCAGCAGUACCAAGACCUGAUACAGAGUAACUUCCAGGACUCCUAUAGGAACUUAACCAUCAAAACCAUGGUGAUGAUGGAAUGGCUGAGCAGGAAUUGUCCACAGGCAUCCUAUGCUGUUAAGGUGGAUGCAGAUGUGCUUCUUAAUAUAAAAAACUUAAUCAACAUGCUUGUGAGUUUAAACACAGUGCAAAACAACUACAUGAGCGGCCUGGUGUGGUUUGAAAGUCCUGUCAUGAGAGAUCCGUUCAACAAGUUUUACCUUCCCUAUGAUGUGUACCCUAAAGAAAAAUAUCCUCCAUAUCCUCUUGGCAUGUGUUACAUCUUUUCGAUGGACAUACCGCAUAAGUUGCUACAAGAAUCAAAGCAAAUUAAACCCAUAUAUAUUGAGGAUGCAUAUCUUGGCAUGUGCUUGGAGCGUUUGGGUAUUGUCCCUAGCAAACCGCCAAAUAUUGACCAGUUUGUGGUCAAGCCGCCGCAACAGUACAAUCGCUGUUACUAUUCCAGCCUUAUAGCCAUAAUGACAGAUAGCACAAAUCAACUUAUUACCUAUUGGACAGACAUACACUCAACCAGCACACCCUGUUGAGGUGGAAACCACUUGUAAAAGGACAUAUUGCAAUUUCAUGUUACUGACAAAUUAUCAAAAAUCUUUUGUUUUAGACUCAAAAAUAAUUAAAAAUUAGCUUACAAAUUCAAAUUCUUUAUUAUAAAAAGUUUUGUGCUUGUUAGCAGGUUGUGAUUUUGUUUGUUUUAUCCUUAGAAUACCAUACUCCAGCACAAUGACACAAGUAUUACAUGCAAAAAAACUAUUUGUAAAAUGUAUGACUUUUUAGAAAUGUUAGUCCAGUGUGAUGGGUCUCCCGCUUAACUAGUAGGGCUGGCCAGUGGUGGUGGCUGUGGCUUGGAGGCUCAUCACGUUAUUUUCUCACACUUGAUUUUGCUUUAUAAGUACUGGGUUCUUUUAGUGUGGAUGGGUCUUCUAGCAGGUUCUGUUUGGUUUUGGUGUUCAGUUUAUAUUCUGUUGUUUCUGUGAAUUGUGUUUUUUACCCAAUGGCUGGUCCUGGCAAAUAAGCGGGAGACCCGUCACAGCCAGAAACAUGCUUUUUGUAAGUACGUGAACCCAGAUGCAAACACUUGGCCAACUCAUUGACAGCCUGCCAUUGGGAGCAACUUGGGGUUCAGUGUCUACUUUGUAUUAAGACAAAUUUCCCUCUUGAAAGAAGAAUAAACACAAAACCAAAAGAGAAUGUAAAACACUGUUAGUUUGCUUCUUAACAUUGUGCAAACAAUAUAUGGUCAUUCUGCAACUACCACGCAAGUCAUAUCAUGUAAGUUAUAAUUGCCUACAUAAAAAUCUGGACUUAUAAUAAUGUAUAAUGGAGCAUCUUAUGCUUCUACACACGACUACAAAUAACACAGAAUGGCAGUGACAACUAGCUUGCUAGCGCCCUCAUCCACUUUUAUGAAUUUCUGGCUACUAACCACAAGCUACUUUCGGUCCAGGGUCUUUGUAGACCAGUGAUUAGAUGGACCAAUAACACAUCUACGUUUUUCACUUUUCUUUGUGCAAAGGGCAAAAUGGCAUGCUUACAUAUUUUAAUACAAUUUUAGGUGUUAAAACUAUAGAAUUAUAGUUCUAUCCAGGAAUAAACUGUAAUGUCUUUUGAUGUUUCUGCUUGGGGACUUGAUAUUGACUGUUUUGUUUGCAUAAUAAAUAAGGUAGGUCUGAGUAGGUGUUAGGAUAGUUUGGGGGCUUCAUUAACUAACAUCUCAAAGUAAUUAGUGUUAUAGUUAUGGUUCGAGUUCAGCUUAAUGUUAAAUAUGAAAUUUUAUGUUAUGAAAAGAUGUUAUUUUGUUAGUUACCCUGGGUGAGAUUAAUGUUACUUUGAGACAGGUGUGAUCCUGUGUAUAUCAGUGAUUCAUAUAAUGUGCAGUUGUGUUGUGUCAUAUCAUAUUUAAAACAGAGUAUUUGAAGACAUGCAAUGUUAUGAUCCUUAUCUUUUUUACCCAGUGAAAUCAAUAAUAUCUCCUUACUAUUAAUGAAGGUGCCAGAAGUACAUACUGUACAUUUCUGCCUGCUGAAAUUCAGUUGUGGUAUGGACCAGCAGUGUAUUAUCAGUAUAAGAGUCCAGUCUCAAACAGUGGAUUUGCAAUUGUAAUGUCACCAAAAUUAAUUAAAAAUUCACAUUGAGUCAACAUGUUCACAAGUCCCUGAGGUCCAAGUCAAGUCUCAAGACUUUCAAGGCCAAGUCUAAGUCAAGUCUAAAGUCUUUGGUUCCAAGUCAAGUCUUGGGUUUUAAUUUGGCAACAGUUCUUUAUCUGCAGCUGGUUAGUUUAAUAAAACCUGAAUAAGACUAAUUCAAUGGUGAAAUGUUAAAACUGACUACUUUAAGGGAUUGCCUUCUUUAUUUAUUUAAACUUGUCUAAUAAAUUACAUAAGGCUUAACUUUAAUCAUGGAUUUUAUUUUUAUUCAAGAAACAGGCAUCAAAAUAGGCAACAAAAAUGAGGCCCAUUUUGGUUUACCAAAUGGGUUAGAUUAGUGCAAUCACAAGCAAUCCCAUAUAGGCUGAUUACUUGGAUCCGAGAUAGUACACAAAAACGCACCAUUGAAUUUUUUUUUUUUAUUGUUGUUGUUUUGACACUUGGACUAAUGUGCAAUAGCUGGUAUAGCUAUUUCAAUCUAAAAAAGGCCAACACUCAAGCAAGUUUAUCCAAUAUGCUCUAUAAAAGGAUCAAGA